Molecule: messenger RNA, 288 nt
Organism: Phytophthora nicotianae INRA-310
Lineage: Eukaryota; Oomycota; Peronosporomycetes; Peronosporales; Peronosporaceae
Exons: 3
Coding region: 1-288 (95 amino acids)
Source: RefSeq, a predicted model, not a curated record
AUGCUGCAGCUCGACAAGUAUCGGUUUUUGUUGCAGAACGCGAAAAGCAACCUGGGCCAAUCAGAACGCAGGAAAGAAUUGUGGCUUGCUGUUGCAAAAUUGAAUGCCACUAUUGUGAUUGUGGCAAUAUUGAUUGUGAAGGUCUCCUCGCCGACAGUCCUUAGCCCGCGCUUUUGUGACAGUUAUGCCGUGUGUGAAACCAAAAAUGCAUAUCCAGGAGCGCGUAGAAAUGAAAAGCCUUUGAUCCUCAUGACACCCCAGUACCUCACUUUCAAACUUAUUCUGUAA